UCUCCCCGCCCACAACAAAGGCAGGCAGAGCCCGAGGGGCACCAGCCGGAGUGCCGGGCGCGCGCGGAGGGGCCCAGGCAGAGCCAGCUGCUCCCCGCCCUCCUCUCGCCGGCCGGGCUCCCCCCGCGCCCCCUUGGCGGGGAGGCCGCCCCCCAGCCUUCUCCUCUGCAGGCCAGGGAUGGAGCUCUGCGCAUGUUCAGUGAAGCCACAUCAGGCAACGUGGUGAUGGGAGCAACAAGGGCCCCAGUGAUGUGGUCCAGAGAGCGCUGGGCGGGCACCCCCACACCGUGUGGGGCUUAGCGUUGUGGUGCGUUGACGUUGUGCGCAAGGCAAGUUGGCUCUUUGAGGCUGUGAGUUUCAUGUCUCUUGUUCCUCUUUGGUGGUGUUGAUGCGAAGCCCCCAAUAGCCGUUGGAGCAGACCGAGAGGGGAGGCCACCCCCCAGGAGAGGAGAUGGAGAACAAGAGUCUGGAGCUCCCCAGCCCAGCUGCCGGCUGGGCUGCUCCCUCGGGACGCAAAGUGGUGGUGAAGGUGGAGCCAGAGGAGGAGCUGCGCAUCGGGUGCCCCCAGGACCCGGCGGAGGCAGAGAGGGAGCCGCUUCCUGACUCCCCGGCAGGGAUCAAGCCAGAGGUGGCCAUCAAGAUGGAGCCAGAGGACGACUCGUAUGCAGAAGAGCCUUGGGACUACAGCGGCGGGGAGUCCGGCGACGACACAGACUCCUCCGACAUCCGACCUGAUGUUAUUGUGAAGAUGGAGCCAGAGGAGGAGGAGGAGGAGGAGGAAGAAGAAGAAGAAGACUUUGUGUGCCCCCCAGGAGAGAUGGGAGCAGGAGCAAACCAUGGUACCCUUCUCAUGGAUGGCGACAUCCAGCCGAGUCGGAGGAGAGCGGAAGCAGCCACCGCCUCCUCCCAGAGCGUCCGCAGCGGCAAGGGCAGUGGCAGCCAGUGGGCGAAGCAGGCUGGUCCGGAGCAGAAGAAACCGCCUGCCCCUGGAGGCUCCGGCAGCCCUCGGGAGAAGCCCCGUCCUCGGACCCCGCCGGACCCUGCCGGCACCCCCGAGGGAGCGCGGCGCCCCAAGAGCCACGCGGCCUGCGACCGCCCCUUCGCCUGCAGCAUGUGUGGCAAGCGGUUCCAGCACCGGGGCAACCUGGUGACGCACCUGCGGGUGCACACGGGCGAGAAGCCCUUCCCGUGCUCCGAGUGUGGGAAGAGCUUCAGCCAGAAGGGGGACCUGAUGCGCCACCUGCGCAUUCACACGGGCGAGAAGCCCUUCGAGUGCACUGUGUGCGGCAAGAGCUUCUGCUCCAAGCAGACCUUUGUGCUGCACCAGCGCAUCCACACGGGCGAGAAGCCCUACUCGUGCGCCGACUGCGGCAAGGCCUUCAACCGCAAGGCCAACUUCGUCACGCACCAGAAGAUCCACCGCGGCGAGCGGCCCUUCGUCUGCGGCGAGUGCGGGAAGGGCUUCUGCGCCAAGAAGACCUUCAUCCUCCACCAGAAGAUCCACGUGGGGGACCGGCCCUUCGGCUGCGCUGAGUGCGGCAAGAGCUUCAGCCGCAACGGGGACCUGACCCGCCACCAGCGCAUCCACACGGGCGAGCGGCCCUUUGCCUGCGGCGAGUGCGGCAAGUGCUUCAGCCACAACGGGGAGCUGAUCAAGCACCAGCGCAUCCACACGGGCGAGAAGCCCUUUGAGUGCACGGUCUGUGGCAAGAGCUUCAACCGCAAGAGCACCCUCAUCACCCACCAGCGCAUCCACACGGGCGAGCGGCCCUUCGUCUGCGGCGAGUGCGGCAAGACCUUCAACCUCAAGACCACUCUCAUGAAGCACCGGCGCAUCCACACCGGCGAGAGGCCCUUCACCUGCCUUGAGUGCGGAAAGAGCUUCAAGUACAAGGGGAACCUGAGGACGCACCACCUCACCCACACGGUCGAGCGCGUCUACCCCUGCACUGAGUGCGGCGCCGUCUUCGGGCAGCGCAAGGAGCUCAAGGCGCACCAGGCGAUGCACGCAGAGAGCCGGCUUCUGCCGUGCUACGGAGACGACGGGGGUAACCUGAACCCCUUCCUGCAGGUGCACCCUCUGCUGCUCUCCUGCUCGCCCAUGGAGACCCUGGCGAAAUUCAAACAGGAGGCGGGCUUCACAGACCCUUAGCGGGACCCGGGAGGAGAGAGAGAAGGGGCUGUUUUAAUUUAUCGGUUAAGCGGGCAACCGGAAGACCUCCUGGCCCCAGAGAUCUCGCGGGGGUUGGCGCCCAAAGAUGGGCGGACGAACGGAGCAGAGGAAACUUUCCUCUUUUGUGGGGCACCCGGGCCGUGGGUCUGCAAAUGUUGGCUGUGGGCCACGACUUCAGGACAAAGCUAUAACUGCAGGCCAUGCCCCAGCAGACUGACAGCUGUCUGUUAACAUCUUCCUCGCUGUAGCAAAUUGCAGCUUGGUUGGUUCCCAAACUCUUGGAGAGUUCGGGAGCAGCGAUGCACUUGCCCCUUGGGGGACGCAGAGGGCAGGGUAGGGGGGGCUUUUGCUUUGGUUGGUGGUUUUUUUGGUUGGGGGAAGAGGAGGGUGUGUGUGAAUUGGGACGAUAAAUUGAUAGGCUCGUUUGAAGUCCAGGUUAGUUUUCAAUUAUAGGAGAUGCCGGCGAAGACGGCAUGAUGAAAUUCAUUGAUGUUUUUUAAUAGCUCGAAAUGCUAGGCUUGAGGCGCUUCAAGGAAAUGUUUGUUUGAAGAUUAAAGUGGUGGUUGAAGGACAAGCAGUAGAGUGAGUGAAAAAGUAGCAAAAACUCCCCUCUUCCCCCCUCCCCUGGUACACUUUUUGAGAUAGCUGAAAGCAAAUAAACCAACGAUGACUAAA
This is a messenger RNA of Podarcis raffonei (Aeolian wall lizard), 2848 nucleotides long. RefSeq names its product zinc finger protein OZF-like. NCBI's taxonomy places the organism in Eukaryota, Metazoa, Chordata, Lepidosauria, Squamata, Lacertidae. Bases 452 to 2152 code for a protein of 566 amino acids. The transcript is spliced from 7 exons. The record is from RefSeq and is a predicted model, not a curated record.